UGAUGGAUCCUUCCCAGAAGUUUAGAGGGUGGAGUUGGGAUAUUAGGCCAUCCAAAGAAAACUGAAUCCCAAGGACCACAGCUCCAGAACAUACACUUACUCUCUCUCUCUCUCCUCACACACACACACACACACAAGAGAGUGAGAGACGCAUACCCAAAUCCUUCCUUCUUUUUCAUUCUUUUGGGUGUAUCCUCAUUCGGUAAAAAGAAAGAGGAACAUCGAUUCUUUCUUCCCCUUUAUCAGAGGCUCAGGAAUCACAAGACCUCUCCGAAUUUGCCAUGAUUUGAUCCCUCCAUUUCCCAUUCUUACCCAAAUGGGUUUUCCUAGAAAAGGACUCUUUUCCCUUAUUUUCCUCCUGGUUUGCUUCCAAUCCCAUCUCCAGAAGUCCAGAGCUUCUUCCGAUUACACGACCUUAGUCUACAAAGGUUGUUCCAAGGAAACAUUCACAGAUCCAAAUGGGGUUUACUCUCAGGCCCUUUCCUCCCUAUUCGGCUCUCUGGUCUCCCAAUCGACCAAAACCAAGUUCUACAAAACCACCUCUGGUUCCGGCCAAAACGCAUUAACCGGCCUCUUCCAAUGCCGUGGAGAUCUCACCAACUCCGACUGCUACAACUGCGUCAGCAGACUCCCCGUGUUGGCCGACAAACUAUGCGGCAAGACCAUCGCCUCCAGAGUUCAACUUCUAGGUUGCUACAUGCUCUACCAGGUUGCCGGCUUCGCUGAAAUCUCGGGAAUGCAAAUGCUGUACAAGACUUGUGGGGCGACGAAUGUUGCCGGGGGUGGGUUCGAAGAGAGAAGGGACACGGCAUUCUCGAUGAUGGAAAAUGGGGUUGUGAGCAGCCAUGGGUUUUAUACGACGAGCUACCAAUCUGUGUAUGUGUUGGGACAGUGCGAGGGAGAUGUUGGGGAUUCAGACUGUGGGGAGUGUGUGAAACAAGCUGCUCAGAAAGCUGGCGCUGAGUGUGGGAGAUCUGUUUCAGGCCAAAUCUUUUUGCACAAGUGCUUCGUUAGUUUUAACUAUUAUCCAAAUGGGGUCCCUAAGAGAUCUUCUCCUGCGGUUGCAUCCUCAUCUUCUUCAUCGUCCUCAUCUUCUUCAGGGCAAAAUACAGGGAAGACAGUGGCUAUAAUAUUGGGAGGGGCUGUUGGUGUGGCAUUUUUGGUCAUAUGCUUGCUAUUUGCAAGAAGUCUGAUUAAAAAACAUGACGAUUAUUAACAACUGGAGAUAAUGGAUUUCUGAGGAGUCCAAAUUCUUUUCGCUGUGGAUUCUUUCUGCAUAUUCAGUUUUUGGGGCAGACGAGAUGGAGGUUUUGUGGUGGAGAAAGGAUCAUUCAUCUGGAUCAAGGCUUUCUAUUCAUUAUUCAACGUGGGGACUACUUGUAAGGCUUGAUGGUUUGGUAAGAUUCUGUUGGGAAGAGCAGUAUUAUUACACUUGUUAGAGCAUGAAAGUGAGAACCCUUCUGUCUGUUUUCUUUUACAAAAGGGUGAAAAAUUACCCGAAAGGAACGAAUUUUUGUAAUCCAAGAAAUGGAAGGAUAGAAAAUUUUAGGUGAUCGUCACCUUUA
Messenger RNA from Neltuma alba, 1565 nucleotides. Its product is annotated as plasmodesmata-located protein 2. Lineage: Eukaryota; Viridiplantae; Streptophyta; Magnoliopsida; Fabales; Fabaceae. The record is from RefSeq and is a predicted model, not a curated record. Gene Ontology annotation, cellular component: plasmodesma. Bases 317 to 1216 code for a protein of 299 amino acids. The transcript has 3 exons. Gene Ontology annotation, biological process: transport of virus in multicellular host; plasmodesmata-mediated intercellular transport.